AAGAGGAGCCUCAAUAGGUGGCGCUCCAUGCUUUUGUAACCCGAGCAGCUCAGAGGCUGGAGUAAUCAUUAGGAGAGAGCGACUACUGCAUGAAGAAGUCUUCUAUAAAUACAUGCGGAUAUACAUAGCUUCUUACAUAUGACGCAAGGACUGCGACUUUGCCUCCCGUCCCCUCUUCAUCUCCACAUCCCCACGCCCCGGGUUCCCUCCCGAUGCCUCACUCUCGUCGGAUGGGAGACAGCGACGCACAGCAGGCAGGAUGACGAACAAACCAGCAGCCAACCAAUCCAACACCGCAAAGGAGAAGGAAGAACCGCCGCGUGAUGACAACACAGAGCUGGCCUAUAAAGAUGCGGGCCACUGCAGCCGCAAUACUCACAACCUCCUGCUGGGUCUCACUGUUCUCGGUGUCGUCAUGGGGGCGGUGUUUGGGAUGCUGCUGCGGUACAUGAUGGUGACAGACAUGUCCGCCCUCACGAUGGUUUCCUUCCCUGGAGAAGUCCUGAUGAGGAUGCUGAAGAUGCUCAUCCUGCCUCUCAUCAUCUCCAGCCUCAUCACAGGGCUUGCUGGUCUUGAUGCUCGCUCCAGUGGCAGGAUGGGAAGCAGAGCCAUGGUGUACUACAUGUCCACCACCGUAAUCGCCGCGGUUCUGGGGGUGAUCCUGGUGCUGGGAAUCCACCCGGGGAACCCGAAGCUGAGGGGAAGAACUUCAUCCAAUGCACCAAAGAACCAGGAGGUCAGCAGCCUGGACGCCUUCCUGGAUCUGAUCAGGAACCUGUUUCCUGAGAACCUGGUGCAGGCCUGCUUUCAACAGGUCCAGACGGUGCUGAAAACGGUGCAGGUGGUUCCAACAAACCAAUCUGAGGCCGUGUCGGUGGUUAAAAAAAAACUGGAAUACAAAUGGGGGAUGAAUGUCCUCGGCUUGAUCGGCUUCUUCAUCACCUUUGGGAUCUGCAUGGGCAGGAUGGGCGAGCGGGGCAAGGUUAUGUGCGACUUCUUCAACAUCCUGAAUGAAAUCAUCAUGACGAUGGUCUCCAUGAUCAUGUGGUACUCCCCUGUUGGCAUUGCCUCCCUGAUUGCAGGAAAGAUCGCCGCUAUUGGAGACCUGGAGACGGUCGCCAGGCAGCUGGGCAUGUACAUGGUGACCGUCAUCGUGGGCCUGGUGAUCCACGGCGGCUUGAUCCUCCCCGCCAUUUUCUUUGCCAUCACCAGAAAAAGUCCUUUUGCGUUCUACUCUGGAAUCUUCCAGGCGUGGAUCACCGCUUUGGGAACUGCCAGCAGCGCCGGGACACUGCCGGUCACUUUUCGCUGUCUGGAGGAAAACCUGAAGAUCGACAAACGCGUGACCCGCUUCGUGCUGCCCAUCGGGGCCACCAUCAACAUGGACGGCACCGCUCUGUACGAGGCUGUGGCGGCCAUCUUUAUCGCCCAGAUGAACGACAUCUCCCUGGACGGAGGACAGAUCGUCACAGUCAGUAUGACUGCCACCCUGGCCAGUGUUGGAGCUGCCAGUAUUCCCAGCGCCGGUCUGGUGACCAUGCUGCUGAUCCUGACGGCCGUCGGCCUGCCAACCCAGGACAUCAGUCUGCUGAUCGCCGUCGACUGGCUGCUGGACAGAAUGCGCACCUCCAUCAAUGUGGUGGGCGACUCGUUCGGUGCCGGGAUCGUGUAUCACUUAUCCAGAACGGAGCUCGCUGAUCUGGACGCGGCAGAGAUGCAGAUGCUCCACCCGGGAGAGGAGCUGGAUUUCAUCCCUCCUCCUCCCAUCCUCACUGACAUGGACCUGAUCGACCCCUUCAAACCGCCAGAGCUGCCCCCCCGCUCUCCGCGCCCUCCCAAACUGAACCACCACAGCCACGUUGCGUCCCAGUCCAUCCCUCACUCGCCGUCGUGUUCUGUCCGAUCUCCAUCCCCUCGCUCCAUCCGUUCUCCCUCCCCGCGCUCCGUCUGCUCCCAUUCUCCUCGGCCCCUCCGUUCUCAUUCGCCACGUCUGCUCCGCCGGACGGAGCAAGGCUACAGCCCCCUGCCCAGUUAUGAUAACCAGAUCUCCAUGCCGCCGCGCUCCUACCGAGAGCGGGAGCGGGAACGAGAACGAGAACGGGAGCGAGAACGAGAGCGAGAACGAGAGCGGGAGCAACUGAGGCGAGAGAGUGAGACCGAAGAUGACGAAGAGCGAGACCGGGUUCUGUGCGAACUCAGCGACGGCGAGGAAAGUGACGAUACCGCUUACGAUCGACGGCACGCCAUUCCGCCGUGUGACCUGCCAUGAUUUGAUUUCUUCAGAAUUUUCCCAAAAUGUCUUUGUUUUACCUCCAGUUUUGCUGCUUUUUGGAUCUCUGUUUGGAUCCAGAAAAGGGAAAGUCAGCACUAUUAUGACUGAAGAUUUGAACAAUAUUUAUACACCAUAAAAUAAAGGCAAUUAAUAACUUAAUGAAUUCUAAAAAAGAUUUUUAGAGAAACAAUGAAAAACUGUUGUUUUUCUUAAUUAAAAAGAGCACUAGUGUAGUUUUCUAAAGUUUCUUAAUCAAAUCUUCAUGAAACAAGUUCUCUCAAACCAACUGCUCAUGUGCACCUUUUCACCUUAAAUUUUUAAACUUCCUCUGCAUAAAAAUGUUAACAGCUUAGUCAACAUUAGUGAGUUAUGUCUCCAUUUUUAAUUUUUCUAAAACUCAAAUUCCAAGAAAACACGACAUGUAAUCUUUCUCUCCAUCUACCAACGACAUCAUCUGGGAACAAAGAACUAUUCGAUGAACAAAAACAUUUCAAAAAUGAAGGAAAUCAGGUGACACAGAAAGGUUCCUAGAACCUGAAAUUCUCUUGAUGUUUCUGGAGGAAAGGUGGCUGGGGCCUUUCCUCAACCAAUCACAGCUUGACUUUUCUAAAAGUAACACCCCCACUCCGCUGGCCACUCUUCAAGUUAACGCACAUAAGUAUAUCAGUUAAAAUUUUACAGCUUUUUCCACUAAAUUUAAGUUUCAAAAUUUUCCAAAUAUUGAGUCUUUUGUCUUUUAGGAGUUAGAACUUCUCACACAGUUUUACAAUUGUGCUCAUACGUUUACAUGCCAUGGAAGAAAUAAUGAUUUAUUGGUAAUUUUUCAUAGAAUAUGAAUAAUAACACAAAAUCUUUAUUUCCACUCAUAGGUAGUGGUUGGGUGAAGCCGUUUAGUGUCCAAAAAUUCAGUUUACUCUUUUUUUAAUCAUAACAACAGAAAGUUUACAUAACCUGAUGACUUUAUUCAAGAAACAUGCACACAAGCUGGAACAAAAAGGAAUGGUAGCUAAAGGUAACCAUCCUCACCUGUGACUCUUUGUCGGUAAUUAAUGUGCGUGGGAAAUGGGGAAAAGCUAAAGAGCUGUCAAAAAAUCUACGGGAAAAGGUAACUGAACUGUAUAAAACAGGAACAGGAUACAAGAUUUGAGAAUGCCAGUCAGUAGUGUUCAAACAUUGAUCAAUAAGUGAAAAGUGAGGAGUUCAGUGGGGAAAGAAAGAGCUGUCAAAAAAGCUAUGGGAAAAGGUAACUGAACUGUAGAAAACAGGAAAGGAAUACGAGAACCAAGAAUACCAGUUAGGAGUGUUCAAACUUUGAUAAAGAAGUGGAAAGUGAGGAGUUCAGUGGGGAAAGAAAGAGCUGUCAAAAAAGCUAUGGGAAAAGGUAACUGAACUGUAGAAAACAGGAAAGGAAUACGAGAGCCAAGAAUACCAGUUAGGAGUGUUCAAACUUUGAUAAAGAAGUGGAAAGUGAGGAGUUCAGUGGGGAAAGAAAGAGCUGUCAAAAAAUCUACGGGAAAAGGUAACUGAACUGUACAAAACAGGAACGGGAUGCAAGAACCAAGAAUGCCAGUUAGGAGUGUUCAAGCUUUGAUAAAGAGGUGGAAAGUGAGGGGUUUGGAUUCUGAAGGGUGAGGGGUUGGUUUCUGUUGAUACCAAACCACGGUCACAAACAUUUCUGCCCUAACUACCAGAAAAUUGUUAGGGAUGCAAAAAAAAAAAAACCUUGUGUGAUCCAGGACUAUCUGAAAAACUGUGGUGGGGAUUUUUUAAGAUGCAUAAUAAGGAGGCCUCUGAAGAAAAAUGGUUUUGCGGUUGAGUCGCCUGAAGAAAUCCUUUUUUUGUGCAAAUGCCACGAGAUAGUUCACUGUACAAAAACAGGCCUCCAAGUUUAUGGAGCGAAGUCAUUUGGAGUGACAAGACCGUAAUAGAGCUUUUUGGCCACAACUAUAAACGCUACAUUUGUAGAAGAGAUUAAAAUAUCAGUAUUUCUACCGUGAAACAUGGAGGUGGAUCAAAGACUGUUCGGGGAUGUUUGAGCUACAAAGAAACUUGGUCAAAACUGAUGACAAGAUGAAUGCAGUACGUUAUCAGAAGAUACUGGAGGAAAACUUUUCAACAUAACAACGAUCCAAAACACAGGACCAGGUCCACCUGUCAUUAGUUCCAACAGAAUAAUGUGACGGUUCUGGAGUGGCCGUCUCCAUCUCUCGACUUCACUAUUAUUGCACCACUCUGAGGGGAUCUCAAACGGGCAGUUCAAGCAAGAAAACCCAAGAAUUCAAAGGAACUUGAGGUUCUUUGCCUUGAAGAAUGGGCUGCUUUACUAUUAGAGAAAUAUUAAUCCACAACAACCACAAGAGUCUCAAAACUGUUAUCGAUGCAAAACAAAGUAUAAAGUAGAUUUGUGUGACUUUGAAGUCUCUGUUGUCAUUAGGAUUUAAAAAGUGUAAACAGAAUUUUUACCAAUAAAUGGCUUCACCCAACCAGUGGGGAAAAAUGUGUUAGCAUUCAUAUUCUAUAAAGAAAUAGCCUAAAAUUCAUAAUUUGUUCUAAGGAAUGUAAACUUAUGAGUACAGCUGUAACUGGAUGCUGUUGGCCUGUUUAUAUUGUACAGAUGAUUUAAAAAAAAAGAUAUUUUUUCUGUUUUUGUAAAUGUUCAGUUUUGUAUGGAUAAAACUAACAGCUGGGAUUUGGUUCAGUUGGUUUCUAGAACAGAGCUUUCCAACAUGCUGCUGGUUCCUUCAAAUAGGAAGUUCUCUAAAGCUCUAAGAAAGAUGGAGAAGUUUGUGCAGUUUCGGUUAGUAUUUUUCUACAGUUUUCCACCGUCUUGCAUAUUUUCUUCAUUUCCAUCCUUUGCUUUCUUCCUCGUUUUCUCCAGCCACAGUCACUGUGGCUGUUAAUAUUGUCUAAAAUCUAAAUAUUCUUGUGUGUGUGUGUUUAUGUUAGGGUGUGUGCUAUCAUGAUUAUUACAAAAAUGCUGUUUUAAUUCUUAAGUUUGCAUUUGUUAGUUAUAUUACUUAGAUUAAAUCUCUGCAAGUUGCUAUCUCUGCUCCCAUAAACGGCUUUUUAUUUGAAGCUGUCCCUCAAUAGUUGAGAUUUCCUUCAGAUUCAGCGGUUGGUGCAGGUGGUGUGUAUAUUGUACUUAAUAAUACUAAUAUAUAAUAAAAUCUAAGAGCUCUAUUUGAAGUUA
Oryzias melastigma (Indian medaka) is the source of this 5462-nucleotide messenger RNA. RefSeq names its product solute carrier family 1 member 9 (gene slc1a9). The record is from RefSeq and is a predicted model, not a curated record. The coding region runs from base 260 to 2269 and encodes 669 amino acids. NCBI's taxonomy places the organism in Eukaryota, Metazoa, Chordata, Actinopteri, Beloniformes, Adrianichthyidae. Gene Ontology annotation, biological process: L-glutamate transmembrane transport. Gene Ontology annotation, molecular function: L-glutamate transmembrane transporter activity; glutamate:sodium symporter activity; neutral L-amino acid transmembrane transporter activity. The transcript is spliced from 12 exons. Gene Ontology annotation, cellular component: plasma membrane.